Molecule: messenger RNA, 3796 nt
Organism: Andrographis paniculata
Lineage: Eukaryota; Viridiplantae; Streptophyta; Magnoliopsida; Lamiales; Acanthaceae
Product: phytochrome E-like
Exons: 4
Coding region: 454-3744 (1096 amino acids)
Biological process (GO): signal transduction; detection of visible light; regulation of DNA-templated transcription
Molecular function (GO): protein binding; phosphorelay sensor kinase activity
Source: RefSeq, a predicted model, not a curated record
CGAGGUGCAUGCACUGUCAUCAUCUCUGGACCUGAUUUCGAGGUUGGAUGUAGUCGAGAGCAUUUGCCACGUUGAAUUAAUGAAUUCGGAUCCUGUUGUUUCUCUUCACCAAUCUUAAUCGGCCUUAUGAUUCUUAUCUGCGGAAAAACCCUAGUGAAAAUCAUGCUGUGGAGCUGCGGUACACGGAGUUCGAGAAUAAUUCGAACCUGUGAAUUUUUCGAAUGGGCCAAAGACAGCGGCGAAUACGGUUGAAAGAGGAUUCAUUGUUGACCAGGACAAGAAGAUACGCGAGGUUUUAACACGUUUGAUGAUGGUGACGAGCAGGACUUUCCCCCAUUUUCCUUCUCUUCUUUCAUUUUGGAGAUAUUUGCGGAACCUGAUAUUUAAUCUUCUUCUCAGUGCUGAAACUUGAGUGAAUCCAUCGGAACAUUUGAGUUUGACGCAUACAAUAUCAUGGCUAGUGUGGUUAGUUCGUCUUCUGCUGCGAGCAACGCCAACACAAAAAAAGCCAUGGAUCAGUACAACGCAGAUGCAAGGCUAAUGGCGGAUUUUGAGCAGUCUGGUGUAUCAGGUAAGUCUUUUCACUACUCGAAAUCAGUUUCUAAUGCGCUAAGGGCAUCGAGUACGGGAGAGCAAAUGGCUGCUUAUUUAUCGAGAAUGCAGAGGGGUGGUCUUGUGCAGUCCUUCGGAUGUUUGCUUGCAAUUGAAGAGCCUAAUUUUAUAAUUAUAGCUUAUAGUGAGAAUUGCUUCGAUAUGUUGGGUUUGAGGGAUCUUGUUGAACCAAUGGGUCUGAUUGGAAUGGAUGCGAGAACCUUCUUCACUCCUUCUUCCAGGGCUUCAUUAGAACAAGCUAUCAAAGCAAGGGAGAUUUCAUUCUCGAAUCCAAUUGGGGUUCAUUCUAGGACAAAUCAUAGAUCCUUUUAUGCUAUACUUCACAGAAUUGAUGUUGGAACUGUGAUUGAUUUGGAGCCAGCUCAUACGGGUGAUCCUAUAACGCUCCAUGCCGGUGCAGUUCAAUAUCAAAAGUUAGCUGUGAGGGCGAUAUCGAAACUGCAGUCACUUCCUGGGGGUGAUAUAGGAGUUUUGUGCGAUACCGUUGUAGAAGAUGUUCAGAAGCUUACAGGGUAUGAUAGGGUGAUGGUAUAUAAGUUCCAUGAGGAUUAUCAUGGUGAGGUUGUAUCAGAAAUUCGGAGAUCCGAUUUGGAGCCUUAUUUGGGGUUGCAUUACCCUGCAACCGAUAUUCCACAGGCGGCACGGUUCUUGUUCAAGCAAAAUCGUGUUAGGAUGAUCUGCAACUGCAAUGAACAGCCAGUUAAAAUCAUCCAAAAGGAAGAACUAAAGCAGCCUCUUUGCUUAGUGAAUUCUACACUUCGUUCGCCUCAUGAUUGUCAUAAGCUGUACAUGGCCAACAUGGGGUCUAUUGCCUCAAUGGUGAUGGCAGUUGUUAUCAAUAAUGGUGACUCAUCAAAGCUGUGGGGAUUAGUAGCUUGCCACCACUGUUCCCCCCGGUAUCACUCUUUUCCACUUCGUUAUGCUUGUGAGUUCUUGAUGCAGGCAUUCGGCCUGCAGAUUUAUAUGGAGCUUCAAAUGGAAUCACUCCUGGCAGAGAAGAAAGUUCUCCAGGUGCAAACUUUAUUGUGUGACAAGCAUCUGCGCGACAGUCCAUUCGGCCUUGUGACUCAAUCGCCUAAUAUCAUGAAUCUUGUGAGAUGUGAUGGUGCUGCACUAUAUUAUGGUGGAAAGUGUUCAUUGCUCGGUCUCACUCCAACUGAAGCACAAGUUAAAGAUAUAGUUGAAUGGCUACUCCGUAGCCAUGGGGAUUCUUCUGGAUUCAGUACAGAUUGUAUGGCCGAUGCUGGUUAUCCUGGUGCUGCUCUCUUGGGGAACAAAGUCUGUGGUUUGGCCGCUGCUAGAAUCACUCCAUCUGAUUUCCUGUUUUGGUUUAGGUUUCAGGCAGAAAUGGAAAUCAAAUGGGCAGGUGCAAAGCAUCACCCGAAUUUUAAAGAUGACGGUUCCAAAAUGGACCCCAGAUCCUCGUUCAAUGCCUUCGUUGAAGUUGUCAAAAACCGAAGUUUGCCAUGGAAGGAUGUGGAGAUCAAUGCCAUUCAUUCUUUGCAGCUUAUAGUGAGAGAUUCCCUCCAGGAGAUUGAAAAGAAAAGGCACAAAGACAAAGAUGAUGAUGACGAUGAUUCAAAACUGGAAAAAAGUGCUAAUGAUUCAAAACUGGAUAACCUUACUUGUGCAGCGUUUGGGAUGGUGCGGCUAAUUGAAACAGCCAAUGCCCCAAUUUUUGGGGUGGACUUAUCUGGUCAUGUGAAUGGAUGGAAUUCUAAAAUGUGUGACUUGACAGGGUUAGAUGUGUCUACAGCUUUGGGUAAGUCGCUAAUCCAUGAUAUCGUUCACGAGGACUCUAGCGAGGUCGUUGAGGCCAUUCUUGCCAGAGCUCUACAAGGUGAGGAAGACCCAAAUGUGGAAGUCAAGCUGCUGAAGUUUGGGAAAUACAAACCGAGCUCUGUGGUGCACCUUCUGGUGAAUGCAUGUACAAGUCGGGACUAUAAAGACGACAUAACAGGUGUAUGUUUCAUAGGUCAAGAUGUAACUGCUGAGAAAACAGCCAUGGACAAAUUUGCCAAAUUGCAAGGCGAUUAUAAAGCUGUCAUAGAAAGUCAGAAUCCCCUGAUGCCUCCUAUAUUUGCUUCUGAUGAAACUGCCCGUUGUUGCGAAUGGAAUGCAGCCAUGGAGAAAAUGACCGGUUGGGAUAGGCACGAAGUUAUUGGGAAACUGCUGCCGGGUGAUAUUUUUGGGAAUCUCUGUCGUCUGAAAGGCCGGGAUACACUCACUGAAUUCAUGGUUCUUCUGUACCGAGCCCUUGGUGGCCAUGAUAUCCAAAAGCUCGCUUUUGGGUUUUAUGACCGGAGAGGAAAGUUUGUCGAGGCGUACCUAACAGCAAAUAAGAGAGUAGGCAAGGGCGGGAACAUAAUCGGAUGUUUGUGUUUCCUGCAAAUGGUGGUGACUAAUCAAGAGCAGUCGAUAGCCGAGAAGACAGACGUAACAGGGCAGCUCAAAGAGCUAACAUACAUCAAGCAGGAAACUCAAAAUCCAUUGAGUGGAAUACAAUUCACCCGCAAACUCUUGGAAGGUUCAUCGAUUUCAAACGAUCAGAAGCAGUUGCUAGAGACUAGCAAUGCCUGUGAAAAACAGAUACUGUCGAUCAUGAACAGCGCCAAAUUCGGAAGCUUGGAAGAGAGGCAAGUCGAGAUCAAAGCCGAGGAGUUCAUACUAGGAAAUGUCCUCAACGCCGUAAUCAGUCAAUCUUCAAUUUUGAUACGAGAAAAGAACUUGCAGUUAAUCCAUGACAUCCCUGAGGAAAUCAAGGCUCUCAGCCUCUACGGCGACGAGAUGAAGCUUCAGUUAUCCCUGUCCGACUUCUUCUGCAGCGUGGUCGAUUACGCCCCAUCACCGGACAGCUGGGUCGAAAUUAAGGCAUCCGAAGGGAUAAGGUUGAUGCGCGAUGAACAGGAAUUCGUCCAGCUACAAUUCAGAGUGGCUCAUCCUGGACAGGGCCUCCCCUCUGCCAUUAUCGAAGACAUGUUUAGCGUCAAGAAUCAGUGGGUGACACAUGAAGGAAUAGCACUGUACUUCUCCCAGAAACUUAUCAGUUUGAUGAAUGGCAAUGUCAGUUACAUUAGAGAUCGUAGUAAGUGUUACUUCCAGGUUGAUCUUCAGCUCAAGCUGAAGAAAUAACCUCAGUUUGGGGCAGCUCCCACGAUUUCAAUAAAAAAGUUCCGUUUCUGUA